CUACCUGGGCACCCGGGUGUGCCAGCCCAGCCCUGCACAGCCGAGGUGGUAGUGGCCCGGGUCUGUGGCUCCCGCUCUACCUGCCUCUGAACCUCGCAGCCAUGGCGGGACCCCAGGAGCUUCUGAGUGGGAAGCUCCAGCUCUGCUUCACCCCGGCUGCCCGGACCAGCCUCCUACUGCUCAGGCUCAACGACGCAGCGCUGCGGGCGCUGCAAGAGUGUCAUCAGCAACAGGUUCGGCCGGUGAUUGCUUUCCAAGGGAACCGAGGGUACCUGAGGCUCCCAGGUCCCCACUGGUCCUGCCUCUUUUCCUUCAUAGCGUCUCAGUGUGGCCAGGAGGGCGCUGGUGGGCCUGGCUUGGACCUUGUAUGCCAGCGCCUAGGCAGGUCUGGGCCUAACCGUCUCCACUGCCUGGGUCCACUCAGGGAGCGCCUCACGAUUUGGGCAGCUAUGGACUCUAUCCCAGCUCCAUCUUCAGUUCAGAGACACAACCGGACUGGAGAUGCCAGGGAUCGUGAGGGCUGGAAGAGUGUGGGAGACUAUCCUGAAGGAGACACAAUUUCACGGUCACAGAUGGCACUAGAAGAGGUGCCAGAUCCACUGGCAAGCAGCCAAGGACAGUCACUCCCAGGAUCCUCGAGGGAGCACAUGGCACAGUGGGAAGUGAGGAACCAGACCCUUCUUCCAAACAGAGAUCCUGAUCAGGCGCUGCCUCCCUCUGCUAGCCAGAAACAUGUGGACAAGAGCUCAUUAUGUGGAAGUAAUUGUCAAGAGAAGGGCACAAUAGGAGGCUUCUGGCUUACUGUUUAUGUUCCUGAGAUAUGUUCCCAACAGAAACGUCCAGCGCCUGCAGCUAUGGUAGAACUAAAACAAAAGAGGCUCAGAACUCUAGCUCCAAGUCCCCUACAAGGACUGCCCAGUCAGGACUUACAGGAGGAAGAUUGGGAGCAAGAAGAUAAAGAUGAAGAUGUGGGUCCCAGGCUGGAGCACAGUCCCUCAGUUCAAGCAGAUUCUGAAUCCCCAAACCCUGAAGAAGUACCAGAUUACCUCCUGCAAUACAGGGCCAUCCACAGCGCAGAACAGCAACAUGCCUACGAGCAGGACUUUGAGACAGAUUACGCUGAAUACCGCAUCCUGCAUGCUCGUGUUGGGGCUGCAAGCCAAAGGUUCAUAGAGCUGGCAGCUGAGAUGAACAGUGUUCAGCGAGGAACUCCAGAACACAAGGUGCUGGAAGAAAAGAUAAUCCAGGAAUAUAAAAAGUUCAGGAAGCGGUACCCAGGUUACAGGGAAGAGAAGCGCCGCUGUGAGUACUUGCAUCAGAAACUGUCGCACAUCAAAGGUCUCAUCUUGGAGUUUGAGGAAAAGAACAGGGGCAGCUGAAGCGGACACAUGGCUCUUUACCCUAGUGUGAUAUGGAAGAAAACAGCAGCUAUUAACUAAGAGGACAGUUGUCUGCUCUUCGUAUUGUUGAGUCCGUAAUGGCAAGUAGGAGAGCUGCUCUAGGUUCUUGAAGUUUGGUUUUCAUUAUUACCAUAUUUAAACUUUUAGGGCAUGGGCACAGUGCCAAGACUCCACAGCUGUGCCCAGCAGUUAUCCAGUAACUGAAAACUAGGAAAAGUAGCAGAGGCUUGGCUUUUCCACCUUUAGUUCAGCCAAGUCAUUUUCAAAUCCUGAGAAGUGACACCAUCUCCAAGACAAGAUACCUUGAGAACAUUAGAAUUUACCUGGUAGCCUCCCUGAAAAAAUCUUUGGUAACAAAGCUAAAGGAACUAGUAAUACAACAGGAUAUAAUGGGAAAGGGCUUGGGUGUUACCCAUGUACUAGAAGUGAAUUCUUUUACAAACACGGCUAAAAAAAUUAAAACUGA
Dama dama (fallow deer) is the source of this 1866-nucleotide messenger RNA. RefSeq names its product elongation factor for RNA polymerase II 3 (gene ELL3). Gene Ontology annotation, biological process: snRNA transcription by RNA polymerase II; positive regulation of transcription elongation by RNA polymerase II; transcription elongation by RNA polymerase II. Bases 102 to 1379 code for a protein of 425 amino acids. Gene Ontology annotation, cellular component: transcription elongation factor complex. The record is from RefSeq and is a predicted model, not a curated record. NCBI's taxonomy places the organism in Eukaryota, Metazoa, Chordata, Mammalia, Artiodactyla, Cervidae. The transcript has 11 exons. Gene Ontology annotation, molecular function: cis-regulatory region sequence-specific DNA binding.